AUGGACGCUGACUAUCAUUCGCUUCCCUGGGAGCACACUGAUGAAGGACCCGACGACUCUGUUUCCCACCUCAAGACCUCACUCAUCGGCAACUCGGUCACGAUUCCCAUCUCCAAGGGGAAAUUUGUGCUCGGCACCUGGCAAGGUAUAUAUCUGGCGGAAUUCAGGCAUAGCGGAGCGGGAUGGGGCGGUAGAGGAUCAGGAAGAAAGGUUGUUGCGACCAUCCUCCCAUGA
Molecule: messenger RNA, 234 nt
Organism: Cryptococcus wingfieldii CBS 7118
Lineage: Eukaryota; Fungi; Basidiomycota; Tremellomycetes; Tremellales; Cryptococcaceae
Product: secondary thiamine-phosphate synthase enzyme
Exons: 3
Coding region: 1-234 (77 amino acids)
Source: RefSeq, a predicted model, not a curated record